GCUGAUAUCAUAUAAGCCAGUCUUACAGAAACCCUGCACGCGAGUUGCAAUUUUUAGACAACUUUUCUGCACGCCCCUACAAAAUGGCCGACGACGACCGUGAUGAGGAGGAGCAGCCGCAGGAGGACCUGAAGGACCGGCAAGGGCGUGAGGCUGCGGCGGCUAUGAAGAGCAUGGACCAGGAGGGGCCAGAGAAGGAGCAAAAGAUUGAUGCCAGCAAGGUGCAACAGGCGAUGCAGACGCUAUUCGCGGCACAGAAGGCCAGCAAGGACGCCGAGCGCGCUCGUGAGAAGGAGCUGGCCGCGGUCAAGGUGGCCAAGGAGGACAUCGACGUGCUGGCGGCCGAGUGCGAGUGCAAGGACCGCAAGGCGGCGGAGCGGGCGCUGCGGCUGGCGGGCGGCGACCUGCGCCGGGCGCUGCAGGCCUACCUGGAGGCGGGCGGCGUGCUGGCGGCGUGAGGGGCAGCAGGGUGUGUGAGGGGGGAACAGGGCUGAGGUGGAGCAGGGUGCGUGAAGGAGCAGAAGGCGGGCAGGAGAGAUGCGGUGGCUUGCAGAAGCGUGUGUUUCGUGCGUGUUGGUGGGGUGGGUGGGUGAAUGCGCGGGGGGCGUCGUUGGGAAGGGAAAGAGGUUGAGCGAGGAGGAUGUCGACGCAGAGACGGGGCCCUUCACCACGCGCGGGCGCGGACUGCUGCAGGGGCCCCUGGACUGCUGCUGCUGGGAGCAGGAGUCUUGUGUGAGCUAGCGUGUAAGCGAAGACGGUCGGGAGCCCUCUGCGGCGUGUGCAGGCAGGAAUAACUGGAAGUGUGACAGGCGUAAGGAAUUCCGGGUUGGCGCCAGACUAGCGUGGCUUGCGGUUGCUUACUGGUAGAACCGCAGCCCAGCAGCUGGAAUGUUUGUGCCAUUGUGAGGCGGAAUGCCGUGGUGGCAGCAGGAAUGCAGGAUGUUAGGAGCUCUUAGUACCGUGUGGGAAUGCCCAAGUGUGCUCUGCUUUGAUACCUACUAGGCCCCCAUGCUUGCCUAGUCCUGCAGCUGAGCCUGUCAAGCUGCACACUCUACGUACACGUUUACAAUACAACCAAAUGUAUAUGCCCGGGUGCAUGCACCGUGGUGAUACUUUGAUAAGCGACACUGCGACAUCGUUGUUACCCGCGCCGCCACCCAAGCCUGGCUGUGGUAGCACGCCACAAAUGCAGCUGUCCGAACAGCAACAGGCCUUGAAGCAUCUGAAGUAGGUGAGCUACCCUCGUCCUUAUCCAGCUGCUACGCUCGCUGUAAGUCUCUUGCUAGCUCGUCCCAGUGAUUUUGCACGCGUCGUAUUCAACUGGUCUACACUGUCAUUCACGAACGUCACUGAUCGUACAUAGAGAGCUACCGUACCGAGUGAAUCCCAAUCAAGGUAGGAUCAGCUCAAGAAACACAUGGACCCGCAGGCACGCAGCACGCCCUGGAAACAGCCCAAACGUCAGGGAGUCCAGAGACAUAGUCUGUCACAGUCAAAAGAAGUGAAAAUGCCCAUAGGCCAUCACAUUGACUAGAUACACGUGCACGGGGUAUGCCUAACCUGCCCUGGCCCCUAAACCAUGUAUCGACGUUGGAUCACAGCAAAAGAUCACAAUCCAAAAUCUUUGCCGGACCACCAGCUUAAUUCCGAAGCGCUCGCGGCUCGCCGUACCCAGCCCAGCAAACCCAAUACACCGUAGAAGCGAACAUGACGACAACACCGACACGCAGCAGAAGCAGUGUGCUGUCAGUGCGCGCAACAGCACCUAACGCACCGGCCGCGGCUGCAGCCCCAGCUGCCGGCACAGGGCGUUGCAGGUGUGUGUGGCAAAGAAGUUGUUGAUGCCGGCCUGGCCCUUGUCUGUGGCGCCGUUGCGGUGGCCGCCCGAGGCGUGGUGGACGACCGGGUCAGUCAGCGUGAAGCCGUCUGUGGAGUUCCACACACCCUGUG
Molecule: messenger RNA, 1950 nt
Organism: Chlamydomonas reinhardtii
Lineage: Eukaryota; Viridiplantae; Chlorophyta; Chlorophyceae; Chlamydomonadales; Chlamydomonadaceae
Exons: 4
Coding region: 84-458 (124 amino acids)
Biological process (GO): protein stabilization; negative regulation of apoptotic process
Source: RefSeq, a predicted model, not a curated record